AACAACAUGAAAAUGGACAACAAAACAGAUGUUGCAGAAUUUCUCCUCUUGGGACUCUCAGAGGAUCCAAAACUGCAGCCCUUCCUCUUUGGGCUGUUCCUCACCAUCUACUUGGUCACCGUGCUUGGGAAUCUGUUCAUCAUUCUGGCUGUGAGCUCAGACUCCCACCUCCACACUCCCAUGUACUUCUUCCUCUCCAAUCUGUCCUUUAAUGACAUCUGUUUUAGCACCACCACGGUCCCCAAGAUGCUGGUGAAUAUCCAGACGAAGAGAAAAUCCAUCAGUUACACGGGCUGCCUCACCCAGAUUUGCUUUGGUUUGAUUUUUGCUGGUUUGGAAAAUUGCCUCCUUGCUGUAAUGGCCUAUGACCGCUACGUAGCCAUCUGUCAUCCACUGAGAUACACAGCCAUCAUGAACCCCCGCCUCUGUGGUCUGCUGAUUCUACUUUCUUUAUGUGUUAGCAUCACAAAUGCCCUGCUCCACAGUCUAAUGGUGCUGCCUCUGUCCUUCUGCACAGACUUGGAAAUCCCUCACUUCUUCUGUGAACUUGGUCAAGUCCUUAAGCUGGCCUGCUCUGACACCCUCAUUAAUAACAUCCUUCAAUAUUUUGUGACCAGCGUGUGGGGUGGGGUUACUCUUCUUGGAAUCAUUUGCUCUUAUAUUCAGAUUGCCUCCUCCAUUCUGAGAAUCCCGUCAGUGGGAGGAAAGUAUAAAGCAUUCUCUACCUGUGGGUCUCACCUCUCUGUCGUUUCCUUGUUUUAUGGGACAGUGUUUGGUGUCUACCUUAGCUCCGCAGCCACGCUCUCCCCCAGGAAGAGUGCCAUAGCGUCAGUGAUGUACAUUGUGGUCACACCCAUGCUGAAUCCUUUUAUCUACAGCCUGAGGAACAGGGACAUGAUGGGAGCUUUAAAGAAACUCAUCUCAAGAAUAUCUUCUUUCUGUUGA
Molecule: messenger RNA, 945 nt
Organism: Elephantulus edwardii (Cape elephant shrew)
Lineage: Eukaryota; Metazoa; Chordata; Mammalia; Macroscelidea; Macroscelididae
Product: olfactory receptor 7G2-like
Exons: 1
Coding region: 7-945 (312 amino acids)
Biological process (GO): G protein-coupled receptor signaling pathway
Cellular component (GO): membrane
Molecular function (GO): olfactory receptor activity; G protein-coupled receptor activity
Source: RefSeq, a predicted model, not a curated record